CCAGUAUCCCCCCAUGGUUGUCCGCCUGCCAGUGUUCUAUACAUGAUACAUCUCAGCGCGCGUCAAUAAACUCACGGUUUACUGCUGGUGGUUCUUCGUUCCCAACAUCAAUGCAUCACGCGCUAUUCCAUUCGUAAUUGAACACCGGUAAUAUUAACGCCUAGCUCAAUUCGUCAGAUACAUUGAUGUUCUUACUCGAAGCGGUGCGCCUUCCCGUCAGGCACGUACAUAACCUUCUCUAGCUAGGGUCAACCCUUCUUAUAGUUCGAUGCAUAAAUCAUUUCCGUUUCUUGCCUCUCACUUACUAUCGGGUUGCCUCUGGGUGUAUAGGCACUACCAUGUACUUCCUCCCUUGGGUGUCGUUGUUUUUCAGCAUCCUUUGGGCCUCCGCGGUAGCUGCCAUCCCAUCACCCACUUAUAAGAGGGCUUCCAGUCCUUUUGUGAGCACCAGUGGCCCUGACUUUGUGGUGAACGGGAGUUUAUUGAAGUACAUCGGUACUAACGCUUAUUGGCUACCUACGCUAAACACGAACGAAGAUAUAUGGAACACGCUUGGGAACAUAUCAGCUCUCGGCAUCAAGGUCAUCAGAUUGUGGGCAUUCAACGAUGUGGACACCAUUCCCGUGAAUGGUACUUGGCUACAGCUUAUCAAGGAUGGUACCGUUUCCGUCAACGAUGGGCCGAACGGCCUCCAGAAGCUUGACACUGUCAUCCAAAUGGCCGAGCAACGAGGACUAUACGUCAUUCUAUCUCUUACGAACAACUGGGACCCUUUCGUGAACUCGAGCGCCGUCACGAACAGCUCCAUUCCUCGCAAUUAUCUAUCCAACAAUUACGGUGGCAUGGAUCUAUAUGUUCAACAAUUCGGCCUCCAAACUCAUGACCAGUUCUAUACCAACCCGUCAAUAUUAACGUCUUUCAUGAAUUACACAACGCAAGUGGUCUCCCGCUACGUGAAUAGUCCAUCGGUCUUCAGUUAUGAAUUGGCGAAUGACCCCAGAUGCAACUCUACAUUGCCAGCAUCUCCUACCUGCACGACUGAAACGAUCACGACCUGGCAUGCGACGGUAGCUGCGCACAUCCGCAGCAUUGAUCCAAACCACCUCAUCUCUUCGGGUGUCGGAGGAUAUAUGUGUACAGAUUGUCCGAAAUUAUACCCUCUGACCCCAUCGCCAGCGCCUCCUGCCCCAUCGCCGGCUCCUGGAAAAAAGAAGCGCAGCCAAGGAAAACCCGUAACCAAGGAGCAAAUCCUUCGAGAACGAUCGGAGAGGAGACGCCGCAACAGGGAAACUGCGAAACGUGCGGGAACUCUGGUGGAAGACGGCGUGCGAAUAAGAGGGCGGUGGGUUUCGACAGCUACCAAGAGGCAACAGACUUCGACUACAGGGUCAAUGUAUGACGGUUCAUACGGCGUCGACAGUCAAGACAUCUCGAACAUUCCAGAUAUUGGGUUCUCUUCCUUCCAGUUAUUCCCCGAUCAGCAAUCAUAUGGUCCUGAUGACCCGAACGUUGCGCCUUGGCAAAGUGUAGAGCAAAACGGUGCCCAGUGGAUCACCAAUCAGGCCCAAAGUGCCUCUGCCGUCGGGAAACCUGCGGUACUCACUGGCUUUGGUCUAGUCACGCAAAGCAAUGCUCCUUACUUCGUGCCAUUUAACUCUACGGUUGCUCCAUUUGCUACUGACGGUCAGUCGGGGAUUACGUUAGGUGCCCGCAGGCUACUGAAACGACAAUCAACCACGAGUUAUGGUGUGACCAGCCAACAGCAAGCAAGCACUUACACGUCAUGGAUUAAUACUGGUAUUGCUGCGGGACUCAACGGCAUAGUCCAGUACCAGUGGGGUCAGUCCGGCCUUACAACUGAACCUGGUACUACCGUUACCCCCACUACUACCACUGGAGAAACGUCUACGCCGAGUAGCCCAGGAGAGGUACCCACUCCCCAAGAAACCACUGGCGAGUCCCCCAAUGAUGGUUACUCUAUUACUGGCUCCACUACUGAUCAACAAAUCCUUGGGAGCGCGUCCCAGUCCAUUGCCGCGGACUGAAAGACACUUGACCUCAUAUUUGAACGAACGCUACAUGACUUGCUCCCGGAAUCAAUGGACAUGUGUCACAUUGUUGUACAAUCUGGUGAUGAAAUCGCGCUACCCUUCUUGGACAUCUGUGCGGACUUCCGGUACAAUUGUUUUUACAAAUGUGUAACUUCAUAUACGUAUAUACUACUGAGGUAUCGCGAGUAGAAGUUGUUCUUGUAACGUAGUGAUUUUAUAUAUUGUUGUGACUCGAUUA
This is a messenger RNA of Suillus subalutaceus, 2289 nucleotides long. RefSeq names its product glycoside hydrolase family 5 protein. Gene Ontology annotation, molecular function: hydrolase activity, hydrolyzing O-glycosyl compounds. The record is from RefSeq and is a predicted model, not a curated record. The coding region runs from base 339 to 2045 and encodes 568 amino acids. The transcript has 11 exons. Lineage: Eukaryota; Fungi; Basidiomycota; Agaricomycetes; Boletales; Suillaceae.